AAAAUUUAUAGUCGAAAUUUUAUCGAAGAUAUUAGUCGAAUAAUGUUUUAUUUGUUCCUUUUUCUCUUCGUGAACACACACAGCUCGAAUGGCGAAGACAUUGCGGCAAAGAAUACAAUAAUUUGGUGGCCGAAGAAACCUUUGAUUUACAGCGAGAACACAACAUCAAUGAAUGGAGAGUUAAAAGGUAUCUUGCCGGAGAUUUGGAAUACUGUCGUCGAUAAUUGUAAAGAAUUUAGAAUUUCAAAACACAGUAGAAGUGUUGAAAGGUCUGAUCCCUUACCGAAACCUGAGUACUCGGAAUUUUUGGGAAGAUACAAAAAAAGCGUACUCGUUCCUGUUAAACUACGUCGAGGAAAGAGUUCGUCUGUCGACAUGCCUUUUGUGAGAUUGAUUGACUCCCCCGGUGUCGUCGUUUUGAUGAAGAAAACUCUCACUGGAACUGAACUUUUAAACGCUAUUCUCCUAGCUUGGCCUAUUCUUAUAUUCGUUAUUUUAUCGGCAAUUCUAAGCGGUUUCGUAAUUUGGUUUUUGGAACAUCGUUCUAAUCCCCAAAUGUUCGAUCCGUUUUGUCCAAAUGGUGUUCUAAAUGGUUUCUGGUGGGCGGUCGUUACUAUGACUACAGUAGGGUGAGUUUGCAUAGUAAAAGUACCAUAGUAUUUUGGAGGUAUAUAUAUAGUAA
Molecule: messenger RNA, 682 nt
Organism: Xenia sp. Carnegie-2017
Lineage: Eukaryota; Metazoa; Cnidaria; Anthozoa; Malacalcyonacea; Xeniidae
Exons: 2
Coding region: 43-633 (196 amino acids)
Source: RefSeq, a predicted model, not a curated record